Prorocentrum cordatum is the source of this 324-nucleotide messenger RNA. Lineage: Eukaryota; Dinophyceae; Prorocentrales; Prorocentraceae. The record is from the annotation of a GenBank genome assembly.
GAUGCCCUGCCGCCGGAGAAGCGGCCGGCCCUGCAGGCGUCGUGGGACUCGGUGCCCGACAGGUACGACAGGUACAUGAUGUUCCUGGAGUACAGCAGCUACCUGCGGAAGCAGGAGGUCACGGAAGAUGAGAAACAGGAGCGGAGGAAGCAUUUGGAGCCGCUGAUGCAGGAAUUCGGCCUCACUACCGGGGACGAGGAGGAGUCGGGGGCGCAGCCGCUGCUGCUGAUGGCGCUGCUGGUGGCGCUGCUCUGCUUCGUUUUCGGCGUGAUCUACUACUCCCGGGCGGAGCCCGACCUGGCGCAGGAGUUGCAGUCCUUGUGA